AUGCCCCACCUCCUCGACCUCCCCAACGAGCUCCUCCUCCUAAUCUCCACGCACCUCCCCCCACGCAGCUUCAGCGCCCUCCUGCGCACAAACCAGCAACUGCACGCCCUCUUCGCCCCAACCCUCCCGCAAUUCAUCCUCCACGGGAUCCGCACCGUCAACCUAGCGCCCGAAGGCGCCUCCGAGCCCUACCACAAGCUCUACUGGGCCUCCCUCCGCGGGCACCUCAAGCCGCUGCAAAUGCUGCUUGAAACACGCCGUCUCAACGUCAACGCGCACACGCACCGCUACUCGGUCCUCGGGUUCCAGCAGCGGGCGCAGCAGCACACGGUGACGGCGCUACACCUAGCAGCCGUGGGCGGGUGCGUGGAGGUGGUCAGGCUGCUGCUGGACCACGGCGCGGAGGUGGAUGCGCGGGAGACGCGCGGGGGUAAGACGGCGCUGCUGCUGGCGGCCGAGAACGCGAAUGAGCGGGUGGCGGAGAUGCUGGUGCGACGCGGCGCGGAUGUAAAUGCGAAGACGGAUCGUGGCGGGGUUUUAGAUUCGGCGAUUUUGGGUGGGAGGUGGGAGCUGGCGCGGAUGCUGGUGGAGAGGGGGGCGAAGUCGGCGUAUAUGGGGGUUUAUAGGCGGCAUAUGGAGGCGGUGCAGAGGGAGAGGGGAGCGCUGUAUGGUAUUGGGAAGGAGCUGACGACGGUGUUGGGGUUUUGGGGGUUCUUGGUGGGGGUGGGGAGAGGGUAG
Morchella sextelata is the source of this 738-nucleotide messenger RNA. RefSeq lists its product as uncharacterized. The transcript has a single exon. Gene Ontology annotation, molecular function: protein binding. The record is from RefSeq and is a predicted model, not a curated record. NCBI's taxonomy places the organism in Eukaryota, Fungi, Ascomycota, Pezizomycetes, Pezizales, Morchellaceae. The coding region runs from base 1 to 738 and encodes 245 amino acids.